UCUUCUGACUAGGCAGCUCGUGCUGAUUUCCUAAGUCAGCCCCACCUGCCCUCAUGGUGGGUGGUGCUCAGAAUCUCCAGUGUUGGAACACGGGAGUAGACAGCAAAUAAUGGCAGCAGCGACAAGGGAUCCUGGACUCUCCAAAUUGCAGUUUGCCCCCUUUAGCAGUGCCUUGGAUGUUGGGUUCUGGCAUGAGUUGACCCAGAAGAAGCUGAAUGAAUAUCGGCUAGAUGAAGCUCCCAAGGACAUUAAGGGUUAUUACUACAAUGGUGAUUCUGCUGGGCUGCCAGCUCGCUUAACAUUGGAGUUCAGUGCUUUUGACAUGAGUGCUCCCACCCCAGCCCAUUGCUGCCCAGCUGUCGGAACGCUAUAUAACACCAACACACUCGAGUCUUUCAAGACUGCAGAUAAGAAGCUCCUUUUGGAACAAACAGCAAAUGAGAUAUGGGAAUCCAUAAAAUCGGGUGCUGCUCUUGAAAACCCUGUACUCCUCAACAAGUUCCUCCUCUUGACAUUUGCGGAUCUAAAGAAGUACCACUUCUACUAUUGGUUUUGCUACCCUGCCCUCUGUCUUCCAGAGAGUAUACCUCUCAUACAAGGGCCAGUGGGUUUGGAUCAAAGGUUUUCACGAAAACAGAUUCAAGCCCUUGAGCGUGCAUAUGAUGAUCUUUGUCAAACAGAAGGAGUCACAGCCCUUCCUUACUUCCUAAUCAAGUAUGAUGGGAAUGUGGUGCUGGUUUCCUUGCUUAAACAUUACAGUGAUUUCUUCCAAGAUCAAAGGACAAAGAUAACAAUUGGUGUAUAUGAUCCCUGUAACUUAGCCCAGUACCCUGGAUGGCCUUUGAGGAAUUUUUUGGUCCUAGCAGCCCACAGAUGGAGUAGCAGUUUCCAGUCUGUUGAAGUCCUUUGCUUCCGCGACCGUACCAUGCAGGGGGUGAGAGACGUUACCCACAGCAUCAUCUUCGAAGUGAAGCUUCCAGAAAUGGCGUUUAGCCCAGAUUGUCCUAAAGCGGUUGGAUGGGAAAAGAACCAGAAAGGAGGCAUGGGACCGAGGAUGGUGAACCUCAGUGAAUGUAUGGACCCUAAAAGGUUAGCCGAGUCAUCAGUGGAUCUAAAUCUCAAAUUGAUGUGUUGGAGAUUGGUCCCUACUUUAGAUUUGGACAAGGUCGUGUCUGUCAAAUGUCUGCUGCUUGGAGCUGGCACCUUGGGUUGUAAUGUAGCUAGGACAUUAGUGGGCUGGGGCGUCAGACACAUCACAUUUGUGGACAAUGCCAAGAUCUCCUACUCCAAUCCUGUGAGGCAGCCUCUCUAUGAGUUUGAAGAUUGCCUAGGAAGUGGCAGGCCAAAGGCUCUGGCUGCAGCAGACCGGCUCCAGAAAAUAUUCCCCGGAGUGAAUGCCAGAGGGUUCAACAUGAGCAUCCCCAUGCCUGGACAUCCCGUUAACUUCUCCAGUGUCACCCUAGAGCAAGCCCGCAGGGAUGUGGAGCAGUUGGAGCAGCUCAUCGAAAGCCACGAUGUCAUUUUCCUGUUAAUGGACACCAGGGAGAGCCGGUGGCUUCCUGCUGUCAUUGCUGCAAGCAAGAGAAAGCUGGUCAUCAAUGCUGCCUUGGGAUUUGACACAUUUGUUGUCAUGAGACAUGGCCUGAAGAAACCAAAGCAUCAGGGAGCCGGGGACUUGUGUCCAAGCCAACCUAUGGCAUCUGCCGACAUCCUGGGCUCAUCACUUUUUGCCAACAUCCCUGGCUAUAAGCUUGGCUGCUAUUUCUGCAAUGAUGUGGUGGCCCCGGGAGAUUCCACCAGAGACCGGACCUUGGACCAGCAAUGCACUGUGAGUCGCCCAGGACUGGCCAUGAUUGCAGGAGCCCUGGCAGUGGAAUUGAUGGUUUCUGUUUUGCAGCAUCCGGAAGGGGGCUAUGCCAUUGCCAGCAGCAGUGACGAUCGCAUGAAUGAGCCUCCAACCUCUCUUGGGCUUGUGCCUCAUCAGAUCCGGGGAUUUCUGUCACGGUUUGAUAAUGUCCUUCCUGUCAGCCUAGCAUUUGACAAAUGUACAGCUUGUUCUUCCAAAGUUCUUGAUCAAUAUGAACAAGAAGGAUUUAAUUUCCUCGCCAAGGUGUUUAAUUCUUCACAUUCCUUCUUAGAAGAUUUGACUGGUCUUACAUUGCUGCAUCAGGAGACGCAAGCUGCUGAGAUCUGGGACAUGAGCGACGAUGAGACCGUCUGAGACAGCCCUCGAGUGGGGCAGACCCCUCUCCGGCCACCUGCUGAGGAGCGCUCAGUCCCCCCUGGAGCAAGACUGGUGAUGCUGGGCCUGCGCCCUCCGACCUGUCUGGUCCCUCCUCUCCAUGCCUGGAGGACUGGAACCCCCUCCGCUGCCCAGGAGCCUCCAGUGUUCUCCAUGUCGUGAUUCCUGAUCCUGCCAGUUCUGAGCUGAAUAAUAACCUUGGCUUUGGCCUUGCCAGUGA
This is a messenger RNA of Propithecus coquereli (Coquerel's sifaka), 2462 nucleotides long. It is a transcript of the gene ATG7, whose product is annotated as autophagy related 7. Gene Ontology annotation, cellular component: cytoplasm; phagophore assembly site. Gene Ontology annotation, biological process: piecemeal microautophagy of the nucleus; cellular response to nitrogen starvation; protein modification by small protein conjugation. The record is from RefSeq and is a predicted model, not a curated record. NCBI's taxonomy places the organism in Eukaryota, Metazoa, Chordata, Mammalia, Primates, Indriidae. The transcript is spliced from 19 exons. The coding region runs from base 110 to 2221 and encodes 703 amino acids. Gene Ontology annotation, molecular function: Atg8 activating enzyme activity; Atg12 activating enzyme activity.